This is a messenger RNA of Oxyura jamaicensis (ruddy duck), 5999 nucleotides long. It is a transcript of the gene TNS1, whose product is annotated as tensin 1. Gene Ontology annotation, molecular function: protein binding. The transcript is spliced from 32 exons. Gene Ontology annotation, biological process: fibroblast migration. Bases 418 to 5823 code for a protein of 1801 amino acids. The record is from RefSeq and is a predicted model, not a curated record. NCBI's taxonomy places the organism in Eukaryota, Metazoa, Chordata, Aves, Anseriformes, Anatidae.
ACCCGGGACCCCCCCUCCUCCCCCAAGGCCGGGGCCGGCGCCCCAGGGUCCCCCAGCAGCCGGUGGCCUUGGGGGCACGGGGGGGCGAGGAGGGGGGCUGGCGGGACCCCCCCCCCCGGCUCCCCUCCAUCGCCGGGGUCCUGCCUGUGGGGAGCGAAACCCUUCGGCUCUCCCCCCCCUUUCCCUCCCCUCCCUCCUCCCUCCCUCCUUCCUUCCUUCCUUCUCCGGGCUUGUCCCGGGGCGGGAGGGGGGCUCUGCCUGCAGUCCGCCUUCACGCCUGCCCGCCCGGGCGACGCUGGGCUCCCGCCUGCCCCUGGCCCCCCCCUCCCCGGCAGCCCCCCCGGCCGCCCCCCGCGCCCCCCGGCCAGGUGAGGCUGCGCUGCCGUCCCUCUCGGAUGUAGGCAGGCGAGACCCCGGAUGGAUUUCGGGAGCGUCAUGAACCAGGCUGCCACCCCGUGCUCCCCCGCUGUCAACUAUGAGUUGCCGUCCCCAGGGGAGAGCAUCACCCAGCAGGCGGACACCCCGGACACCACGAAAUCCCCCAGGAGCGGGCAGUCACGCCGCAAAACGUCCAGGAGCAUGAGCGUGACGGCGGCGAUGGAGAGCAGCUGUGAGCUGGACCUGGUGUACAUCACGGAGCGCAUCAUCGCCGUCUCCUACCCCAGCGCGGCCGAGGAGCAGAGCUUCCGCAGCAACCUCCGCGAGGUGGCCCACAUGCUGAAGUCCAAGCACGGGGACAACUACGUGCUUUUCAAUCUAUCCGAGCGGAGACAUGACAUCAGCAAGCUUCACCCCAAGGUGCUGGAUUUCGGCUGGCCCGACCUGCACACCCCGGCGCUGGAGAAGAUCUGCAGCAUUUGCAAAGCCAUGGACACGUGGCUCAACGCGGCGGGUCACAACGUGGUGGUGCUGCACAACAAGGGGAACCGCGGCCGGCUGGGGGUGGUGGUGGCAGCCUACAUGCACUACAGCAACAUCUCGGCCAGCGCCGACCAGGCUCUGGACCGGUUUGCCAUGAAGCGCUUCUACGAAGACAAGGUGGUGCCGGUGGGACAGCCCUCCCAGAGGAGGUACAUCCACUACUUCAGCGGGCUGCUGUCGGGCAGCAUCAAGAUGAACAACAAGCCCCUCUUCCUCCACCACGUCAUCAUGCACGGCAUCCCCAACUUCGAGUCCAAAGGCGGUUGCCGGCCCUUCCUGAAGAUCUACCAGGCCAUGCAGCCCGUCUACACCUCGGGGAUCUACAACGUGCAAGGGGACAGCCAGACGGGCAUCUGCAUCACCAUCGAGCCCGGGCUGCUGCUGAAGGGCGAUAUCUUGCUCAAGUGCUACCACAAGAAGUUUCGCAGCCCGACCCGCGACGUGAUUUUCCGCGUGCAGUUCCACACGUGCGCCGUGCACGACCUGGACAUCGUCUUCGGCAAGGAGGACCUGGACGAGGCGUUCAGAGAUGACCGCUUCCCUGAGUACGGGAAGGUGGAGUUCGUGUUCUCCUACGGCCCCGAGAAGAUCCAAGGCAUGGAGCACCUGGAGAACGGGCCCAGCGUCUCCGUGGACUACAACACCUCCGACCCGCUCAUCCGCUGGGACUCCUACGAGAACUUCAACAUCCAGCGCGAGGACAGCGCCGAGGGAGCCUGGGCCGAGCCGCCGCUGCCUGCCAAGCACCUGGAGAAAGAGGUUGGGCACACGCAAGGGCCCCUGGACGGGAGCCUCUACGCUAAAGUGAAGAAGAAAGACUCCCUGCACGGCAGCACCGGCGCCGUCAACGCCGCCCGCCUCCCUCUUUCGGCAACUCCCAACCACGUCGAGCACACGCUGUCGGUGAGCAGCGACUCGGGCAACUCCACCGCCUCCACCAAGACCGACCGGACGGAUGAGCCGGGGGCGCCCGGGGCGCCCGGCGGCCACGCGGUGCUGAGCCCCGAGGAGAAGCGGGAGCUGGACCGUCUCCUCGUCGGCUUCGGCUUGGAGAGCGCGGCGCCCAUGCACAACCACGUGCCCGGCCCCGUGCCCGCACGCGCGCCCGCCGUGCCGGGCCGCCACGUGGUGCCGGCCCAGGUGCACGUCAACGGCGGCGCCGCGCCGCUGGUGGCCGAGCGGGAGACGGAUAUCUUGGACGACGAGCUGCCCAACCAGGACGGGCACAGCGUGGGCAGCCUGGGCACGCUCUCCUCCCUGGACGGCACCACCACCGCCAGCGAGGCCGGGUACCACGAGGCGCCGCGCGUGGGCAGCCUCUCCUCCCUGCCCAACGGGCCGGCGAGCUACAACGGGGCCGAGAAGAUGCUCAAGGAGGGGCUUUAUGAGGCUGAGCCGCUCUCCAACGGCACCUACCCCUACGGCAACCAGAACGCCCUGGUGGGACACCACCUCCGUGACCCGCUGGCUCACUUGCGGCCCUCGGCGUCUGCGCAGGAGCACCUGGCUGCGUACCCGCAGCGGCCACCGGCCACGGCCUCCCCAGGCUGGCUGCAGCCUGUGGCGCCCCAGCCCUACCUGUACGGCUACGACCUCCCCGGUGCCCACCGCUCGCAGUCCUUCCCGGCCGUUGGGACGGCCAAAUAUGAAGUGAACCCGGCGCUGCCACAAGCCCCGGCUCGCAGCACCAGCAGCCGGGAGGCCGUGCAGCGGGGCUUGAAUUCCUGGCAGCAGCAAGGUGGCAGCCGGCCCCCUUCCCGGCUGCAGGACGGCGGCUUGGAGAGCCACAGCCCCAGCCUGUCCAGCUGCAGCCCCCAGCCCAGCCCGCUGCAGCCGGUGCCCCCGCACAGCCACAGCAUGCCCGAGUUUCCCCGGGCGCCCUCCCGCCGGGAGAUCGAGCAGUCCAUCGAAGCGCUCGACGUCCUCAUGCUGGACCUGGCGCCCGCUGUCCACAAGUCGCAGAGCGUCCCCGCGGCCGCCCGCCCGGACAAGCCGGCCGCCUUGCUCUCCUCGCUCUCGGCACAGCCACUUGCCAGCCACUACGCCCAGCCGGCCCCGCAGGUGGCCCAGCCGAGGUCCUUCGGCACCCCCGUGGGCUCCGAUCCCCUGGCCAAAGCCUACUCCCCCGGCCCGCUAGCUCCCAUGGGACGAGGCACGAUGGAGCCAGACUACACCGUGCACGAGUACCGGGAAACCUAUACACCCUACAGCUACCAGCCGGUGCCGGAGCCGAGGAGUUACGGCCACGCCGUUGCGCCGGCGAGCGUCCUCCCGCUCAGCACCUCGUAUAGCCCCGUGGGGUCCCAGCAGCUCCUCGUCUCCUCCCCGCCGUCCCCCACUGUCCCCGCACCGAGCCAGAUGCCCCCCAAGGGACUGGAGAGCUACGAAGACCUGUCGAGAUCAGCAGAAGAACCCUUGAAUCUGGAGGGCCUGGUGGCCCACAGGGUGGCAGAGUACAACGCCAAGCUCAGGGACCUCAACAAGAGCACCAAAGCCCCCCGUCCUCCUCUGAAACAGCAACGGUCCUUCUCCUCCUCCGGGGUGCAGUCCCGGGAGAAGCCCCCGGAGGAGAGCUCCGUCCCUGCCCGACGGCGGACCCCCAGCGACAGCCACUAUGAGAAGAGCUCGCCGGAGCCCAGCUCGCCCCGCAGCCCCACCGUCCUCUCGCCCGAGGUGGUCAGCACCAUCGCGGCCAACCCCGGAGGGAGGCCCAAGGAGCCUCACCUCCACAGCUACAAGGAAGCCUUCGAGGAGAUGGAUGGUGCCUCCCCCAGCAGCCCAACCUCUGGCGGCGGUGAGAUUUCUCCCCCCACCCCAGCCUUCCCCGUCUCGCCACAAACCCCUUACUCUGACCCCCUGCGCUCUCCGCCCGGCCUGGCCAAGACCCCGCUCUCAGCGCUGGGGCUGAAACCCCAUAACCCGGCCGAGAUCCUGCUGCACCCGGUGGGAGAGCUAGAAGGGGAGGCGGGAGCUGCCUCCGAAGAAGAGCCCAGGAGCUAUGUCGAGUCGGUGGCCCGGACGGCCACGACGGGCAGGGGGGGCACCCUGCCAGCGGCCCAGCCUGGGGGCCUGGAGGUGCCCGCCAGGAACGGCGCCUUCGGCAACUCCUUCACCGCCCCCAGCCCCGUCUCCACCAGCAGCCCCAUUCACAGCGUGGACGGUGCCUCCCUCCACAGCUACCCCUCAGAGGGCAGCCCCCACGGCACGGUGACACCUCCACACGCCGCGGCCGAGCCAGCGUACCGGUCGCCCGUCGUCUCGCAGCCGCCCUCCGCUCACAGCGGCUACCAAACCUCGUCUCCAUCAUCCUUCCAAGUGGCCACCCCGGGCUCGCUGUACGCCAGCCCCGACUACCCCGACAGCCGAGCCGGCUUCCAGCCAGACCCCCAAACGCGGCCGCAGCAGCAGGUCAGCAUGGUGGGCGUCCAUGCGCUGCCGGGGAGCCCCCGCACCCUCCACCGGACAGUGGCUACCAACACGCCUCCCAGCCCUGGCUUCGGGCGAAGAGCUGUCAACCCUGCUGUCGGUGGUGCUCCCGGCAGCCCCGGGCUGGGCCGGCACGCCGUGGCCCCUCACGGCAACCUGGCCGUGCCGCCGGGGAGCCCCAGCCUCGCCCGGCACCAGGCGGCAGCGGCGGCCGUGCCACCAGGCAGCCCCGUGUACGGCUACGCCAGCCCGGAGGAGAGGCGCCCGACGCUGUCCCGGCAGAGCAGCUCAUCCGGCUACCAGCCUCCCUCCACGCCGUCCUUCCCCGUCUCGCCGGCGUACUACCCGGGCACCAGCACGCCGCACUCCUCCUCGCCGGACUCGGCCGCCUACCGGCAGGGCAGCCCCACGCCGCAGCCGGCGCUGCCCGAGAAGAGGCGGAUGUCAGCCGGGGAGCGCUCCAACAGCCUGCCCAACUACGCCACGGUCAACGGCAAGGCCUCCUCGCCUCUCUCCAGUGGCAUGUCCAGCCCCAGCAGCGGCAGCGCCGUGGCUUUCUCCCACACCCUGCCGGAUUUCUCCAAGUUUUCCAUGCCAGACAUCAGCCCCGAGACUCGUGCCAACGUCAAGUUUGUGCAGGACACUUCCAAGUACUGGUACAAGCCGGAGAUCUCCAGGGAGCAAGCCAUCGCGCUGCUGAAGGACAGGGAGCCGGGGGCUUUCAUCAUCCGGGACAGCCACUCCUUCCGGGGAGCCUACGGCCUCGCCAUGAAAGUAGCCUCCCCGCCUCCCACGGUCAUGCAGCAGAACAAGAAAGGAGACAUCACCAACGAGCUGGUGAGACAUUUCCUCAUCGAGACCAGCCCGCGGGGUGUGAAACUAAAAGGAUGCCCCAACGAGCCUAAUUUUGGCUGCCUCUCGGCUCUGGUCUACCAGCACUCCAUCAUGCCCUUGGCCCUGCCCUGCAAGCUGGUCAUUCCUGACCGAGAUCCCAUGGAGGAAAAGAAAGAUGCCGCGUCUGCCACCAACUCGGCCACAGACCUUCUCAAACAGGGUGCGGCCUGCAACGUCCUCUUCAUCAAUUCGGUGGAGAUGGAGUCGCUCACGGGCCCCCAGGCCAUCUCCAAGGCUGUAGCUGAGACGCUGGUGGCCGACCCCACGCCCACUGCGACGAUCGUCCACUUCAAAGUCUCUGCGCAAGGCAUCACCUUAACUGACAACCAGAGGAAGUUGUUCUUCCGACGGCACUACCCUCUCAACACCGUCACCUUCUGCGACCUGGACCCCCAGGAACGAAAGUGGACUAAAACUGACGGCAGUGGCCCAGCCAAGCUCUUUGGCUUCGUGGCCAGGAAGCAAGGGAGCACCACGGACAACGUCUGCCACCUCUUCGCGGAGCUGGACCCGGACCAGCCGGCUGCAGCCAUCGUCAACUUUGUCUCCAGGGUCAUGCUUGGCUCCGGCCAGAAAAGAUGAGCCGGCGCUUGCGGGUGAUUCUUGAAUUUUGGAGAAGGACUUGGAGCUGAUCCGAGAAGGAGUGCGAGGAAGUGCAUUGUGGGAGAGGGAAGUGAAUCGGGGGGGGGGGAAAGGGUUGGAAUUUUGGAGGAAAACAGCAAACAACAGCAACGAAAAAAAAAAAAAAAAGAACAAAA